UCCCUGGCCGCCUGUUGGGACAGCCCAAGUCCUGGCGGCUCCGUCCUGCUGGGUUAGCGGGGAGGUCUGAGGCCGGGAACCGCCUGCUUGGUUUAACUCGGAGCAUGCCCGCGUGGCUGCUUUUCUUGUAGGCACAAAGGCCCAAGCAGGUCUCUCUGGCUCUAGUCCUUUGUUAAUUUAACAGAGUCUGUGGCACCUGCUGGGUCCUGGCUGUUCAUGCAGCGGGGAGUGAGACCCUCCUCUCCGGGGUGACAGCACCCGCUGGCACCCUGUUACUCCCGUGGUUGCAGGUGGUGACCGAUGCUGGGGAGCGCAGGGGUCUGUGAGGACCAGUAAUGGGGUGCGGGCUGAAGGCUGAGGCAGCUCAGGGAGGGCUGAGCCCAGACAGUGGAACAGGGAGGAGCUAUCCGGGCAGAGGGCGUGCUGCGCAGAGGCCGAGCCAAGGUCAGCGUGGCCAGGACACCGUGAGGAGAACAUUGCUGUGCCUCUUGUCCCCACCUGCGUGUGGGCCUCUUUGGGCCUCAGCCAAGUGGGACCUUACUCUGAGGCCCUGGACCUGGGCUUGGGGCUCCCGCAGCGGGGAAAACCCUAAAUGGACCGGACAGAUAGGAUUUCAGACUUGCUGUGACUCCACCCAGAGCCCCAGUGGGAAGAAGUUCCGGAGCAAGCCCCAGCUGGCCCGGUACCUGGGGGGCUCUAUGGACCUAAGCACCUUUGACUUCCGGACUGGCAAGCUGCUGAUGAGCAAGAUGAACAAGAGCCGCCAGAGGGUCCGCUACGACUCCUCCAGCCAGGUCAAGGGCAAGCCCGACCUGAACACAGCCCUCCCCGUCAGGCAGACAGCCUCCAUCUUCAAGCAGCCGGUGACCAAGAUCACCAACCACCCCAGCAACAAGGUGAAGAGUGACCCCCAGAAGGCCGUGGAGCAGCCUCGCCAGCUCUUCUGGGAGAAGAAGCUGAGUGGCCUGAAUGCCUUCGACAUUGCCGAGGAGCUCGUGAAGACCAUGGACCUCCCCAAGGGCCUGCAAGGCGUGGGACCCGGCUGCACAGACGAGACCCUGCUCUCGGCCCUCGCCAGCGCCCUGCACACGAGCACCAUGCCCAUCACCGGGCAGCUCUCGGCCGCCGUGGAGAAGAACCCCGGGGUGUGGCUGAACACGGCCCAGCCCCUCUGCAAGGCCUUCAUGGUGACCGACGAGGACAUCAGGAAGCAGGAGGAGCUGGUGCAGCAGGUGCGCAAGCGGCUGGAGGAGGCGCUGAUGGCCGACAUGCUGGCGCACGUGGAGGAGCUGGCCCGGGACGGGGACGCCGCGCUGCACACGCCGGGCGCCGACGAGGGGGACGAGGGGGACGAGGAGGACGAGGAGGCGGAGCCCGAGCAGGACGAGGAGGCGGGGCCCGUGUAGAGCGGUCGCGGGAAGAGGGCCUCGCCCUGCGCAGGGCGGUGGCUGGGCCGGCCUCCCUGGAGGGCAGCCCCCCCUCCCCCCGCCUCCCCCAGGACGCUGAUGGCGCCUCUCCGUGUCCUUGCAGAGGCCCCACCCGCGGACUAGGCCCGGGCGCGGUGGCCGGCUGGCCCGGGAGGAAGGCGGCCCCUCCUUCCCAGGCAGGGCCCCCCCCGGGUCCCCGGGGGCACAGCUGGAGAACAGCCCCCUGCCCGAUGGGCCACCCCGCUUGCUCUUCUCUGGAGGGCGUGGGUCCCGAAGUGCCAGUGGCUCCCGCGCCCGCCUGCGGGAGGCCCCCCUCGGAGCCGUCACUCCGCGGUGUCCCACAGCUGCCGCACGCGGACAGCUGCCACCGGGCCGCCUGCGAGGGUCCUCAAGGGGCUGGAGAGACAGGUUUCGGGCCAGUCUUGCUCCCUGAUCCCUGCGUGAGAGACGAUGUUCCAGGGCCAGCCCGCCAGCUGUUCGGAAGGGGGUGCGGACCGCUCCCCUGCGCGCCGGCCAGCGGGCAAAGCCACGAUGGCCCGGAGCUCAGCCGGGGGCUGUGGUGCCACCCAGACGUUUCCCUUCAAGAAACCCGGGACUCAGGAGGCCGGAUGGCCACGUGCCAGCUCUGGCCGUGUGUGUGCCGCACGUGGACACGAACCCUCCAUCACACCUGCCCUGUCGGACGCUCAGCCACCGGAGACCGCAAAUGCUCACAGCUGAUUCGUGGGCCGGCCUCCGUGCCUCCCCGUCCCUGUCCCGCGCGGCCGGGACCGUGACGCCCGGCUCUCAGGGCCACAGCUCUCCCAACUUCCCAUCCUAGGGGUGCUUUACGGCCCAGCAUCUCCAGGCACCCGGUGCCUCGCACGGCAGCCUCCGGGGGCUCCGGGCACAGGUCGUCCAGAUUGCGUUCCUUAACCCCCGUCCCCUCCAGCCCUGAGUGCCUUGGGUGAGGGGAGCCCCCCCGGCCCGCCCCGCCCCUGCAGCUGUCACGCUGGCGGGUGUGGGGGGAGGGGGGCCAGCGCUGCCCGGGGACGUGCCCCCGCAGCAUGGUUCAGGCCCAGUCAAAGCACAAACCCUUGAGAGCCACCCCCGGGUGCCCCGCGUGGGCCGUGGUGCCGGUGCUGCGGGGGCCCUCAGGAAGGCCCCUCCGCGAGCCGCUGAGGCGGAGCUCCGUCCGGGGCUGGCCCCUGUGCGGGCCUGGGUGCGGGGGCGCCCGGGAGGCACCCUGUCGGUGGGCAGCCGUUGAAUAAAGCCAUCUCGGUGAGUGUG
This is a messenger RNA of Hyaena hyaena (striped hyena), 2696 nucleotides long. RefSeq names its product methyl-CpG binding domain protein 3 (gene MBD3). Bases 336 to 1406 code for a protein of 356 amino acids. Gene Ontology annotation, molecular function: DNA binding. NCBI's taxonomy places the organism in Eukaryota, Metazoa, Chordata, Mammalia, Carnivora, Hyaenidae. The record is from RefSeq and is a predicted model, not a curated record. The transcript has 6 exons.